Messenger RNA from Exophiala mesophila, 3788 nucleotides. RefSeq lists its product as uncharacterized. NCBI's taxonomy places the organism in Eukaryota, Fungi, Ascomycota, Eurotiomycetes, Chaetothyriales, Herpotrichiellaceae. Bases 8 to 3625 code for a protein of 1205 amino acids. The transcript has 4 exons. Gene Ontology annotation, molecular function: cohesin loader activity; ATP hydrolysis activity; double-stranded DNA binding. The record is from RefSeq and is a predicted model, not a curated record. Gene Ontology annotation, biological process: mitotic sister chromatid cohesion. Gene Ontology annotation, cellular component: chromosome.
CGCAACGAUGCAUAUCAAACAGAUCACCAUCCAGGGCUUCAAAAGCUACAAGAACCAGACAAUUGUCGACCCCUUCUCCCCCAAGCUCAAUGUAGUCGUGGGUCGCAAUGGCUCUGGCAAGAGUAACUUCUUCGCCGCCAUUCGCUUUGUCUUGAGUGAUGCCUAUUCUCAAAUGGGCCGCGAAGAGCGGCAGGCUCUUAUACAUGAAGGUUCUGGAUCCGCCGUCAUGUCGGCCUAUGUCGAGGUCGUCUUUGACAAUACCGACCGCCGAUUCCCCAAUGGCAAUGACGAACUAAUUCUGCGACGUACCAUCGGUCUCAAGAAGGACGAAUUCUCUCUGGAUCGCAAGAACGCCACAAAAAAGGAUGUGAUAGAACUCCUUGAAAAUGCCGGCUUCUCUCGCGCAAACCCCUACUAUAUCGUCCCACAAGGUCGCAUUACACGACUCACCAAUAUGAAAGACUCGGAGCGUCUGGACGUCCUCAAGAGCGUUGCAGGGACGCAACAAUUCGUUGCAAAGAAAGAGGAAUCUCAAAAAAUCAUGGCCGAUACCAACAACAAACUCGCCGCGAUAGAUCAGACCUUUGAGCAGAUCAGCGAACGCUUGGCAGAACUGGAAGAAGAGCAGGCAGAACUACGUGACUUUCAAGAGCAAGACAAAGAGAAGCGUGCCUUGGAGUAUACACUGUUUCACCGAGAGCAGGAGGAGAUCAACAAAGCCCUUGCAGGUCUGGAGGAUCGAAGAGUCGGCGGCAUUGAUGAUGCUGAUGAAAGUCGAGAGCGUCACGCAGAAGGGGAGGAGGAGUUGGCCCAUAUCACUCAACAAAUCCAGCUUCUAAAUCAGCAGAUCCAAGCUGCGCGCCUCGAGAAGAAACAGUUUGAAGACGAAAGACGUGAAAAGGCAAAGGCACGAGCACAAGUGGAAUUAGAAGAGCGAAACCUUGCCCAUGGCCAGUCAGCCGCACAGCGGACUCGGGAAAGUCGUGAUCGAGAGCUGAAGCAAGUUCGAUCUCAAAUCCAGCAAAUCGAGAAAGAGCUCAAGAAAAUUAUCCCACAGUUCGAAGCGGAGAAAGCAAAGGAGUUGGAGGUGAAAACCACGUUAGAAGACGCCGUGGCGUCGCAGCAGCGGCUCUACGAAAAGCAAGGUCGGAGCGCGAGAUUCAAGUCCAAGAAGGACCGCGACAAUUGGCUGCAGGCUCAGAUUGGCGAGGCUUUCGAGUCAUUAUCACGGUUCAAGGCGACGCGGAUGCAAACCGCUGAAGGCAUUGCCGAAGACGAGAAAUUGAUCGCUGAGCUGGAGAAAGAGAUCCAACAGCUUCAGAAUCAGACCGGCGAGCACGACGACUCUUUUGAUCGCGAAAUUCAAGCAGCAAAUGAACGCAAGGACCAUCUCAUGGAUGAGCGGAAGCUUCUGUGGCGACGAGAAGCCCAACUGGGCUCCGAAUUUGCUGCGGCACAGGAUGAGUUGAGGAAAGCUGAACGCAAUCUUUCUCACAUGAUGGAUGGCAACACCAGUCGUGGACUCGAAGCUGUGCGGCGAAUCAAGCAGCAAUACAACCUUGAAGGAUGCUACGGCACUCUAGCAGAAUUGAUUGACGUCCCCCAGCAUCACACCGCGGUCGAAGUCACUGCUGGUGCAUCACUGUUCCACUAUGUGGUUGACAACGAUGACACUGCGACCAAGGUCAUGGAAAUACUCAACCGUGAACGUUCUGGGAGACUUACUUUCAUGCCGCUUAACCGCCUCAAUUCCAAGACUGCUAAUCUCCCCAAUGCUCAAGAUGCUCGGCCGAUGAUGUCUCUUAUCAACUACGAUCCCAAAUAUGAAAAGGCGGUCCAGCAGGUGUUUGGAAAAGCUAUCAUCGCACAAAACCUGAGUGUCGCCGCCCAGUAUGCGAGAACCCAUGGUCUGACUGCCGUAACGCCAGAAGGAGACCGUUCCGACAAGAAAGGUGCAUUGACUGGAGGUUAUCACGAUGUUCGGUCCUCACGGUUGAAGGCUACAAAGGCCGUUCUCGCCGCACGCGAAAAGUUCGAUGCGCUCCAGGUGGAGAGCAAUGACAUCAAGAAGAAAAUUGAGAAAAUUGACCAGACGGUGACCAAAUCAGUCGGUGAGGUUCAGAAGCUCGAACAGAAAAAGAACCAGUCUCAAAGCAACCAAAGAAUGCAGAAGCAGGAUAUCAGAAGCAAGUUUGACCUUCUUCAGCGGAAAAAGGACGACAUCGAAGCCAAGAAGAGACAAGAAGCGACCAUUGCAUCAAAUGUCAAGGCUCUAUCAGAACAACAAGCGGCAUAUGAGGCAGAAGUGGCUUCGGAAUUUAAGAAAGCGUUGACACCAGCGGAAGAGGCCGAGUUGGAAAGAUUGACCGGGAUCAUUCAGACCGCUAGAAAGCAAUACAACGAGCUCUCAGCCUCACGUGCUGAAACCGAAGCCCGUAAAGCUGACCUCGAAGUCAAGCUGAACUCAAGUUUGAGGCCACAUCUCAACGCUUUAGAGGCUGACGAAGGGGAAUCGGAAGGCGAUACUUCCAGCGCUCUUCGUGCGAAGCGUGCAGAUUUGGCCCGCCUGACCAAAGACCUUGAAUUGGUGCAAAAGACGAUCAGCGAACUGGACGAUCGCCUUGAGGCAGCCGCAUCAGAAGCAGCAGGAUUAGAGUCUCAAGCAAGCGAGAUCCGUCGGCGACAAGACGAGCUGGCCAAAGCCAUUGACAAACAACAGCGACGACUGGAAAAGUCUGUACAAAAGAAGGCCGCAUUGUUGGCAUCCAAGCAAGAUGCACUCGACAAUAUCCGGGAACUUGGGCCUAUUCCGGAAGAAUCACGUAUCAAGUAUCGGUCCACAGAUUCCAACACGAUUGUGAAGAAGCUGCAAAAGACCAAAGAAGCUUUGAAGAAAUACAGCUCCGUCAACAAGCAUGCGUUUGAGCAUUAUCGAAAAUCGGUCAAGCAGCGAGAAGAACUCGAGGCACGAAGAAGUGAUCUCUCAUCAGCCAAAACCUCCAUUCAGAAUCUAAUUGAGGUCCUCGAUCAGAGAAAAGACGAGGCCAUUGAGCGAACAUUCAAACAAGUCAGCAAAGCAUUCGCAGAAGUGUUUCAAAAGCUAGUUCCCGCUGGACGAGGUCGACUGAUCAUCCAACGAAAAACCGACGCUAAAGAUCCGGACAACGACGAAGAAGAAUCCGACCAAGAACCCGUUGCCAAACGCGGAGUGGAAAGCUACACUGGAGUUGGAAUCAGCGUCAGCUUCAACAGCAAGCACGAUGAUCAGCAACGUAUCCAGCAAUUGAGUGGAGGACAAAAGAGCUUGUGCAGUCUUGCCCUCAUCUUUGCCAUCCAAGCCACCGAUCCCGCCCCAUUCUACAUUUUCGACGAGAUCGACGCCAAUCUAGACGCCCAAUAUCGAACUGCAGUUGCCGAUCACUUGAAUUAUCUUGCCAACAAGGCCGACGAUGAAGAUGAAGAUGAAGCUGCAACUGGAGGACAAUUCAUUUGCACGACGUUCAGACCAGAAAUGUUGCGUGUUGCCGACAAAGUCUAUGGUGUGACAUUUGCACAAAACGUCUCCAGUAUUCGCGUCGAAACGAUUGAAAAUGCCCUUGAUUUCGUUGAGAGCCAGACUCAAUGAUCAUGUUGUGUAUGUAUAUAUUGCGGCACGGGUUGAUGGUUAUGGAUGUAAUGAGAUGAGAUGAAAAACAUGAUUGUUCUAUAGCUUGAUCAUGGUUGGGCUUGAACACAAGAUCAAUGUACAACAAUAUAGCUGUUCUGCAGAAUGACGAACAGACGACUUC